Messenger RNA from Salmo salar (Atlantic salmon), 9289 nucleotides. RefSeq names its product dihydropyridine-sensitive L-type skeletal muscle calcium channel subunit alpha-1. Gene Ontology annotation, cellular component: voltage-gated calcium channel complex; membrane. Gene Ontology annotation, biological process: calcium ion import across plasma membrane. Gene Ontology annotation, molecular function: calcium ion binding; high voltage-gated calcium channel activity. Lineage: Eukaryota; Metazoa; Chordata; Actinopteri; Salmoniformes; Salmonidae. The record is from RefSeq and is a predicted model, not a curated record.
UCGUUAGCGCUCUAUAUUUAAAUCAGGGAGGCGGCCGGGCCAACUGCUGUUCUUCAAGCAGCUCACAGACAACUCCUCUAAGUUUUCCUCUCCUGGUCUGGUGCAUUUUUUUCCUCUAACAGGAGCCUGGGCCAAGUGGAUAACUCUGUCCUGUCCCUGUUCCUGUGGCUCUGAGAGAGCGAGAGCGAGACAGAGUCAGGAGGACAGAGAGAAGGAGAGAGAGGGAAGAGCACAGAACUGAGGACCUAAGGAUUGUGGAAGUUCUGGAACUUAAGUGGGGGCCACAGUGGAGUCACAACACAAAGUUGUGUAGCAGAUACAACCGUUUCUGGAAUAUUUGGUGGUGAUUAGAGGAGAGGACGUAUCUUUCCAGGAUUUAGAAGCUUUGUCCCGGGCGGGACAGUAGGACAGUAUGGCAGCCAACGGUGAGCCGGCGAUGGCUGCGUUGACAUCGUUCAUCAUGAACGAAGAUGAGCUGAAGAGGAAGCAGAGGGAGAAGUUGAAGAAGAUGCAGGCGACGGGGGGUAACCCUCGCCCCGCCCGAUCCCUCUUCUUCUUCACUCUCACAAACCCCUUCAGAAAAGCCUGCAUUAACAUCGUAGAGUGGAAACCCUUUGAGAUCAUCAUCCUGCUGACCAUCUUUGCCAACUGUGUGGCCUUGGCUGUGUUCCUACCCAUGCCUGAAGACGACAACAACGCUACCAACACCAGCCUGGAGAGUCUGGAGUAUAUCUUCCUGGUGAUCUUUACGUUAGAGUGCUUUCUGAAGAUAAUAGCGUACGGCUUUGUAUUCCACGAGGGAGCCUAUCUACGGAAUGCUUGGAACUUACUGGACUUCGUCAUUGUCUUCAUGGGCCUCUUCACCAUCGCCCUGGACACCAUCAACUAUCUAGCAGGCAUUCACAUGGAGAAGGGAGGAGGGUUAGAUAUGAAGGCCCUCAGAGCAUUCAGGGUGCUCAGGCCCCUACGUCUCGUAACUGGAGUCCCCAGCCUGCAGGUGGUGAUGAACUCUAUCCUGAAGGCAAUGCUGCCCCUGCUGCACAUUGGCCUGCUGGUCUUCUUCAUGGUCACCAUCUACGCCAUCGUAGGUCUGGAGCUCUUCAAGUGUAAGAUGCACAAGACCUGCUACUGGACCGGCACAGACAUCAUGGCUACAUUAGAGAACGAGAGGCCCGCCCCCUGUGCCCAGGCCGGUAACGGGCGCCGCUGCCUCCUCAACGGGACAGAAUGUCGUUCAGGCUGGGCGGGGCCAAACUUCGGCAUCACCCACUUUGAUAACUUUGGUUUCGCCAUGCUCACCGUCUUCCAGUCUAUCACUAUGGAGGGCUGGACCGAUGUGCUCUACUGGGUGAACGAUGCCAUAGGGAACGAGUGGCCCUGGCUCUACUUCGUGACUCUGAUCCUAAUUGGAUCCUUCUUCGUGCUCAAUCUGGUCCUGGGUGUUCUCAGUGGAGAGUUCACUAAGGAGAGAGAGAAGGCUAAGUCCCGAGGGGAGUUCCAGAAGUUGAGGGAGACCCAGCAGCUGGAUGAGGACCUGAAGGGUUACAUGGAAUGGAUUACUCAGGCUGAGGUCCUAGACAACGACCAGGAGGGGAAAGGACUCCUGCCUUUGACGGAGGCAGACACAGACAGUCUGAUAGGGAUGGAGGGUGAGAGCCGGGUGAUGUACUAUUAUCGUCUGGCUCGUCGCUGGAACCGGUACUUCAGGAUGAAGUGUCUCGUCUAUGUAAAAUCAAAGACAUUUUAUUGGUCUGUGAUUCUGGUGGUCUUCCUGAAUACUAUUGCCAUCGCUAGUGAACAUCACCACCAGUCAGACAUGCUUACUACUGUACAAGAUAAUGCCAACAAGGUGCUGCUGACCCUGUUUGCGCUGGAGAUGUUUGUGAAGAUGUACGCUCUGGGCCUGCCUCAAUACUUCUUGUCCCUGUUCAACCGCUUCGACUGCUUCGUGGUGAGCGUGGGCAUCCUCGAGAUCAUCCUGGUCACUGCUGACAUCAUGUCCCCUCUCGGCAUCUCUGUCCUCCGCUGCAUCCGCCUGCUGAGACUGCUCAAGGUCACCAAGUAUUGGACCUCCCUCAGUAACCUGGUUGCCUCCCUGUUAAACUCAGUCCGUUCCAUCGCCUCGCUGCUCCUCCUCCUCUUCCUCUUCAUCGUCAUUUUCUCCCUGCUGGGCAUGCAGGUGUUCGGGGGGAAGUUCAACUUCCCAGACCAGGAGAUCAGACGCAGUAACUUUGACAACUUCCCCCAGGCUCUCAUCAGUGUCUUCCAGGUUCUGACAGGGGAGGACUGGAACUCCAUCAUGUAUAAUGGUAUCAUGGCUUACGGUGGACCAGUCUUCCCUGGCAUCCUAGUCAGCAUCUACUUCAUCAUCCUCUUCACCUGUGGAAACUACAUCCUCCUCAACGUGUUCCUGGCCAUCGCUGUUGACAACCUGGCAGAAGCCGAGAGCCUGACGGCCGCCCAGAAAGACAAAGCAGAGGAGAGGAAGAGGCGGAAACUGCUCAGGGCCAACAUGUCAGACAAGGCUGAUGAGGAGAAGGUUCUGCUGGCUAAGAAACUGGCUGAACAGAGGAUUAAGAUAGAGGGGAUUCCCACCACUGCUAAGCUGAAAGUUGAUGAGUUUGAAUCCAACGUGAAGGAAGUGAAGGAUCCCUUCCCCUCGGCAGACUUCCCAGGUGAUGACGAGGAGGAGGAGCCUGCUAUCCCUGAGAGCCCACGGCCUCGACCAAUGGCUGACCUCCAGCUGAAAGAGGAAGAGGUUCCUAUGCCUGAGACCUACUCCUUCUUUAUCUUCGGACCGGAGAACAAGUUUCGUAAGCUGUGUCAUAGGAUCGUCAAUGCCACCCCCUUCACCAACUUCAUCCUGCUCUUCAUCCUCCUCAGUAGUAUAUCACUGGCCGCUGAGGAUCCCAUAGACCCCAAGUCAUUCAGGAAUAAGGUCUUGGCUUAUGCUGACAUUGUCUUCACCACUGUGUUCACCAUUGAGAUUGUGCUGAAGAUGACGGUGUAUGGAGCCUUCCUGCAUCCAGGCUCUUUCUGCCGUAACUCCUUCAACAUGCUGGACCUGCUGGUGGUGGGCGUGUCUCUGUUGUCCAUGGGAAUGGAGUCCAGUGCCAUCUCAGUGGUGAAAAUUCUCAGGGUGUUGAGGGUGCUGAGGCCUCUAAGGGCUAUCAACAGAGCCAAGGGCCUGAAGCAUGUUGUCCAGUGUGUGUUUGUAGCCAUCAAAACCAUCGGCAACAUCGUCCUGGUCACCAUGCUGCUAGACUUCAUAUUCUCCUGCAUAGGGGUCCAGCUCUUCAAGGGUAAAUUCUACACUUGCUCAGACCCCUCCAAAAUGACAGAGGUCACGUGCCGGGGUAUGUUCCUGAAGCACCAGGAGAACAGUCUUCAGGAGAUGGUGUUGGCCUCCAGGGAGUGGAUCAACAGUGACUUUAACUUUGACAACGUCCUCAACGGCAUGCUGGCUCUGUUUACCGUGUCCACGUUCGAAGGGUGGCCACAGCUGUUGUAUAAAGCCAUAGACUCAGACAGGGAGGAUAUGGGCCCAGUCUACAACAACCGUGUGGAUAUCUCCAUCUUUUUCAUCGUCUACCUCAUCCUCAUCGCCUUCUUCAUGAUGAACAUCUUCGUCGGCUUCGUCAUCGUAACCUUUCAGGAGCAGGGAGAGUCUGAGUAUAAGAACUGUGAGCUCGACAAGAACCAGCGUCAGUGUGUGCAGUAUGCUCUGAAGGCCAAGCCUCUGCGGUGUUAUAUCCCUAAGAACCACUAUCAGUACAACGUGUGGUACAUAGUCACCUCCUGCUACUUUGAGUACGCCAUGUUCUUCCUCAUCAUGCUCAACACACUGUGUCUCGGCAUGCAGCACUGUGACCAGUCAGCCCAUGUGACCAAGCUGUCUGACACUCUGAACAUGAUCUUCACUGUCCUCUUCACGGUGGAGAUGAUCCUAAAACUCAUUGCCUUCAAAGCUAAGGGCUACUUUGGAGACCCGUGGAACGUGUUUGACUUCCUCAUCGUCAUCGGCAGUGUUGUCGAUGUCGUCCUGAGUGAGGUCGAUGCUGCCUUGGCCUCUAGUGGAGGACUGUACUGUCUCCACGGCUGUGCUCAGACAAACCCUAUGCAGGCCAUUGCGGAUUCUGAGAAUGCCAGAGUGUCCAUCACAUUCUUCCGUCUAUUCCGUGUGAUGCGUUUGGUUAAACUACUAAACAGGUCAGAGGGCAUCCGUAACCUGCUGUGGACCUUCAUCAAGUCCUUCCAGGCUCUACCCUACGUGGCUCUUCUGAUCGUCAUGCUCUUCUUCAUCUACGCAGUCAUCGGGAUGCAGGUGUUUGGAAAGAUAGCCUUAGUGGAUGGCACACAGAUCAACCGCAACAACAAUUUCCAGACGUUCCCCCAAGCUGUCCUGCUGCUAUUCCGUUGUGCGACAGGGGAGGCGUGGCAGGAAGUGAUGGUGGCCAGUAUGUACGGCAAGAAGUGUGACCCCAAGUCUGACUUCCUACCUGGGGAGGAGUACACCUGUGGAGCCAGCUUCGCUGUCUUCUACUUUAUGUCCUUCUAUAUGCUGUGUGCCUUCCUGAUCAUCAACUUAUUCGUGGCUGUGAUCAUGGACAACUUUGACUACCUGACACGUGAUUGGUCCAUCCUGGGUCCUCAUCAUCUGGAUGAGUUCAAGAAGAUCUGGGCCGAGUACGACCCGGAUGCCACGGGGCGUAUAAAACAUCUGGACGUGGUAACACUACUGCGAAGGAUCCAGCCUCCGCUAGGCUUUGGGAAAUUCUGUCCGCAUCGCUCAGCCUGCAAGCGUUUAAUAUCCAUGAACAUGCCCCUGAACAGCGAUGGCACAGUCACCUUCAAUGCCACCCUGUUUGCCCUGGUCAGGACUGCCCUCAAGAUAAAGACUGAAGGUGUCGAAGGUAACUUUGAGCAGGCUAAUGAAGAGUUGAGAGCCAUUAUAAAGAAGAUCUGGAAACGCACCAGUAUGAAACUGCUGGACCAGGUCAUCCCACCAAUCGGAGAUGACGAGGUGACGGUGGGAAAGUUCUACGCCACCUUCCUGAUCCAGGAUCAUUUCCGUAAGUUUAUGAAGCGUCAAGAGGAGUACUAUGGCUACCGGCCCACCAAGAAGAGUGCUAAUGGGAGUGCUCCAGAGAUGCAGGCUGGUCUGAGGAGUAUAGAGGAGGAGGCAGCUCCAGAGCUCCACAGGGCCAUCUCAGGAGACCUGCUGAAUGAGGAGGAGAUGGAGAGAGCCAUGGAGGAAGCUCUGGAGGAAGGCAUCUACAGGCGCCAGGGCGGUCUGUUUGGGGACUAUUCAGAUCCGUUCUCCACAGAGACCAGCAGUGUCCUGCCCUCCCACAUGGCUAGCCAGCGUCCCCUACAGCUAUCAGAGAACCGCCCCGAGGAGGCUGAGUCGCCCCUCAGUCGCUCAGACUCUGUCUUUCUCCCCAAUACAGAGUUCUUUCCCCUGACCCCCACCAAACACAACAGCAACAACAACGCGUUUUCUUAUGAGAGAAAGGAGAGUCCGAAAGUGAGCAGGCACCAUUCCAGAGUGGACACAGAGCGCAGCUCUCCAGAUAGCAGACACUUCUCUGAGAUCAGUGAGAAACCAAUCAGAACAGACAUCACUCAGUUCCCCUACGACCUCAAAUACGGUGAGAGCCAGUCUCUUCCCAGCUGUCCCCAAGCUAAAGGGGAGGCUACAGAGGAAGAUGAAGGGGCCACGGGAGGCUCUGUGUCUGCACCUGCCGCUGACCAGCUGAUCAAAGAGGUCUUAGUGGUUGGUGGUCUUGGCGACCUGGCCAAUGACGAUUCGUUUGUGGCGGUGACUCGUAAUGAAAUGGCUGAGGCGAUGCCCAUGUCCCACUUUGAAGACGUGGCCCUGGGCCUCCUCAACGGGCGCAGUGGCCGCGCAACCUCCGCCACGAGGAAGAAGAGCCCAAUCCCUGUGCCCCCUUCCGCACCCGACCGGCCCUCUAGGUCUUCAGAACUGAAACCGAAACCCCAGGAGCAGAGAAAGAAGCGCCCCUUCCCACCCUUUAAACAACACCUGAAGGUGGAAGAGGCAGACACCAAAGUGUAGAGAGUCUGUCAUCGGAGUGCCCAUGAUGACAGUGGCAUUAUCUUGUGACAUGAUAUGACUCUUGACUUGACAAGGCUGUGUUGUAGUUGGUGACAUCACACACUCCCAGCAUUAACAAAUCCUGAUUGGUUGCCAUGGAGAUGAGAUCAAUCCACUAACCAUAGUUUCCAAUGGAGACUGGAGAAAAUAGGCCCUCUAACUAGGGUUCAUGGCCGAUAAACUAAUCUCUCGCUGGUUGGCUGUUCAGGUUUUAACAUGUUAUUCCACUGUGGUUGAUUCUUGUCAAUUCUGAUUCAAUUCUUGAAUCAGAUUCAUGAUUCUUAUGGAAAACUAACCGACAAAGGAAAAGGAAUAUUCUGCUACAGUAAUACAUUUUAAUCUUCUCAGUUCCGCCAUAUUUAUUUCAACAAAUUAAAAAAGAACUUAUCACAGAGUGCACAGGUUCAUGAACCUCUUUCUUUGUUAUACUGUUUGUUGACAUAAUAAUCUAUUCCAUAGAGUGGUUAGACAGAACAACUAUGUCCCGUCUGCUGUGUUUCUUACUAAAACCCUAACUAAGGCCCUGUACACACUGCAGGAUAGCAUUUUUUGUCAUGAAUCUUGUUCUGGAGGCAGCGCUGCACUGGUCACUAGCGAGCAUUAAAAAAAUCUAUUUUUAAACUUAACCCUAACCUUAAAUUAAGACCAAAAAAGCCCAUUUUGACUUUGCAGCUGGCCUAUCUAAGGGGAAAUCGCUCCAUUCUGCCUCCAGGACAAGACACAUGACAAUAAACGUCAACAUGCGCACACACGCAACUUGUACACGUAUUGUGUGCAUGGUGACAGAUGGUGCUUUCAAGACAAAUGGGAACUCUGGAAAAAAACGAAGUAAAAUCAUGACGUCAGUGAUCUUCAGGUCGGAAAGUCAGAGCUCUAGAAAGAUGCCUGAGUUUCCGACUUGGAAUUCCGAGUUGGACUCCCUGUCGGAGCACUUUUUUUCCCAGUUGUCUUGAAGGUGCUGAAGUCUGAGAUUUCUGAGUUACCAGUUGUUUUGAAUGCAGCAAAAGUCUGUGAGUGGAGACAGGGGUGUCCCGGCAAGGGCUGAAGGGGAAAAAAGGAGUUGAGAAAGAAAGGAUGCCAUUUUGGAUCACCUGUGAGUGCGUUUCAGUGAGUUUCUAUGUAUCUGGGACAACUGCAACUGUUGCGUUUGAACGGUUUAGUUCAAUCUUUUGAAAAUAGUCUCUCCUGUUAAAACAUCCAGGAUGCAAGGAAAGGCUUAGUACACACUCAGGUUGUACACCUGAUGCACAACACAUUUGACACAAUGGUUGUGAUACAUCAAAUAGUUUUGAUGAAGCCUCACCAUAGAGAUAGAGGACUCUGCAUGGAUAUCACCCGUUUUUAGCAUGGACAGUGCUAUUGAGGGCUUCCACCAUUUUAUAGUGGUUAACUGGGUGGGGACUCCCAUGAGUUUGGAGCAAUCAGUCACUGAAGAACAUGAACUACUUUAAAAUGGAGAUAGCCUCAAUAGCACUACUGUCACAGACACAAAGAUGAGUCUAUCUCUAUGAGCCUCACUGUUUGUGUUCAUAAAGGCGACGUCCUUCAUUUAUAUUGUUAAAGGGAGGACUUGCCAUCUUUUUACUUUAUUUACACUUGUCUUCAUUUAAUCGAGACUUGUAAAACACAGUUUCCUUUGCUCAACCUCCUCCCACUGUGGGUUUGGGCACUUUUUUAAGAGGAAGUUUCUUUUCUUUUAUUUUAAAUGUGUUGGACAUUUCUUUGUACUUUUAAUUUAUUAGUUAUUAUUGUUUUAUCAAUGUUUGAAUACUCACUGAAAUAGGUGUAUAGGGGAGAGUGGGGUAAGUGGAGCAAAUGUUUCAUUCAGCAUCACUCUGUAAAGGGAAAUAUAUUAUUUCUAACAAAAGGUAUCUACAUAUAUUUCAGGAUGCUGCGCAUCCCCUGAAAUAAUCAGAAUUCAUGUCAAAAUUAGUUUUGAAAACAUAGUUUGUUCCAAAAACAAGUGGUCUCUUGGCACAACUUACCCCAGGUUAAGCCACCAACACAUUUCUGUACUGAAUGAAAUAUUACCACUACCUAUUUAAAACCAUGUCUAUCUUUAUUUCCAAACACAAUGACAAUCACUGUUUGUCUUUUAAUCAAAUUUUACCCCAAGCUUAACGCCUAACAACCACUUUGUACUUUCUUUUUAACAUAUCCCAAUGAUAAUGCUUUGCAUUAUGCUCGGGAAGAAAACACAUGCUCACUUACCCCAAGACAAACAUUUUGGUUUAGAUACAAGCAUCAUGAAACCUCAAAUUCAUUUGACUUGUUGAAAAUUCCGUUUUUUGGUCCCAACUUGCUUACCACUUUUUACAUGUGGUUUCUUCCUUCACAGACUCCAUAAAAUGACAUUUUCCUAAAUAUUUGGUCAAAUUAUACAUUUUGUUUGGUGUUUCCUAGAAACAAGGGAGGCUCAACUUACCACACUCUUCCCUACUAGUAUUUAGCACUUAUCUAACAGAUCACAUUGUAGUUCAUGAAGAUAUGAGUAUUUAAUAUAAACCAGAGAUUUUGUUAAAUGAGAUUCAUAUGUAUUAAUGACCGGAGGUUGAAAGUAAGAAAAAAAAUGUAAUAAAGGCGAUUCAGGAUUUUAAGUAAUGCUGAAGUUAGAUUUGAUUAAUGCAAGAGUUGUUAGUCAUAUCAGCAUACCUGGUGUAUGGUGGAGUUAGCAUGAAGGCCCACAUAGGGGAUUAACUGGUUUUGUACAAAACAACUUUGCACAUUUUUUGUCUGGGGAAGGAUCUCAAAAGUAUUUUGCUUAAUUCCUUGUGAGCUCUUUCCUCACCUUCUCCUGAAAAUGUAAGUUGUAAGCAAGGAGAGCAUUGGAGAAGAUCUGAUGUUUUGAGGAUGCAAAGAAAGACCGAAUCAAGGAAAAUACCUUUGAGAUUCACCCCAGGUCAUUUUUAAGUUGUCUUAAAGGAGUUAUUUUUCACUUCAUCAUCCUCUUGUUGGCCAUUUCUGCCUUAGUAACCAUUUUGUCUUUAAAAAGAUAAUGCUGCGUAAAUCAGACUUUAAGUAGUGGGUGGGACAGCUUCUAACCCUGCUAUAACAAGUUUACACAAGUAUACCCAUCUUCUAAUAUGUGCCUUUCAACAAAAUGUUUUUUUUUCUUCAUGUCAGUCAGAUGGAGCUUACAAUGGCAAAACAAAUAAAACAUCCAUUACUUUG